CCUUCGGCGGUGGGUGGAGCGCCACGGCCGCAUAAAAGCCGGAGUCCCCCCCCCCGUCAUCCUCAAUGCCAUUAUAGCGCGUGUGAGAAGGAGGAGAUACACUUAUUGUCAAGAACGCGGCUCGGAUUCUAAGCCUUCUUCCUCGCCAGUAGCUUGAAUCUACAGCCAACAUGAGUAAAGACACAGAGAUUGACCUGAAAGACGUGGAGCUGAAUGAAAUGGACCCGGAGAAGCAGCCCAUGACGGGCGAUGGACCGGCGGCGGGCAGCGAGAAGAACGGCAGUGUCAAACUGAAGGUUCCCGAUGACGAGGUCAAGUUCACUGGCUUGUCCAAGGAAGAGCUGAUGAGGGUUGCUGGAACACCAGGGUGGGUUCGACUCCGUUGGGUCCUGUUGGUGCUGUUUUGGUUGGGCUGGAUUGGUAUGCUGGCCGGAGCCAUAGUGAUCAUAGUCCAGGCCCCUCGCUGUAAACCCCUUCCCGAGAUGGGCUGGUGGAACGAGGGACCCCUUUACCAGAUUUCUAACCUGAUGGCUUUCUCUUCUGAUGGAAUCAAAGGUGUUGAGAAAAAGCUGGAGAGUGUGAACCAGUUGAAGGUAAAAGGUCUGGUUCUUGGUCCUUUCCACACCGUCCAGGCCGAGCAGCCAAACUCCCUGCACUUUAAAGAAAUUGACCCGAACCACGGAACCAAGGAGGACCUCCGCAUCCUACUGGACAAGGCCCACAAGAAGGGUAUCUCAGUGGUCCUGGAUAUGACUCCUAACUAUCUGGGGAAGGAGAAAUGGUUCAGCAAUGCUGCUGUGGCUGAUGUGCUGGAGCAGCUCAAGGAUGCAGCUGAGUACUGGCUUGGUGUGGGUGUUGAUGGCAUCAAGGUGCCCGAUCUUCAAACUGCCGUCGCCUCCUCUGAAUGGUCAAUGGUUCAGGCCACCAUCCAGGGCAACCGCACAAAUGAUGAAAAGAAGAGAGCUCUGAUAGGGGUGGUUGAGGGCAUAUCGGCCUUAAAUGUAUCUUUGCUCCUGAAUACUUCUGGUGUGGACCUCAUCCUGUCUGAUCUGCUCCGCACCAACGUUGGAGGCAUGGAACGAUCCAAGGCCAUUGACACCCUUAUGGAGAACAGCCAGUUCAAGCUGGGCUGGGGUCUGGGUGCUGCCAAAGGGGAUCACCUGUCCAAAGUGGUGGCGACUCCUGGCCUGGUCAGGCUGUACCAGCUGCUGCUUUUGACCAUGCCUGGAACCCCCGUGUUUACAUACGGAGAUGAGAUCGGCCUACAGGGUUCAGGUUCUCCCACAAUGCUUUGGGACUCGGAGGUAGAAACAGCAGAGGAAGCAGUGAAUCAGACGGCAGAGGCUGAGAGGAAGGAGCGUGUGGCCUGUCGGAGAUGGUUCAAAACUCUCAGUGAGCUCCGGGGCAAAGAGCGCUCCCUCCUACAUGGAGACUACUACCCCCUCCAGUCCUCAGCAACAUCCCUCGCUUUCCUCCGUCUGUGGGACCAGAGUGAGCGAUACAUUACAGCAGUCAACUGGGCCACCACCCCCACCACUCUCACACUGACACCCAGAGGUCAGUUGGAGCUACCAAAGCAGGCCAAAGUGACACUGUCCACUGAUCCUGAACUGAAAUUGAACUCCAUGGUAGACCUGAACAAAGUCACCCUGGGGCCCGGUCAAGGAGUUUUGCUACAGUUUCCCCUUGCUGCCUAAGGAGGACGCCAAGCUACUCAGCAGACCGGAGAAGACUAGUUCUGACAUGUUCUAAUUCAAGUUCACUUCUAGUCUUGGAUUGAGAAUAACGAAGAUACUACAAAAAAUUUAGAACUUUUUAUCAGCCACAAAUGCAGAUUUUUUUUUAGGUUAUUUAGUCAGGACUUAGAUGAAGCAAAGUGGUAAGACUAAUUACAUGCAGGAUAAGGAAAUCCAGGCCGGUAUGAACUGGGUAACAUGGAAACAGAUGGAAAUGCAGUUAUAUUUGCGCCAGUGGCGGCUGCUGCUUUAAAAAAAAUUCUGGGGGGGGGGCACAAUUUACCUUGGUGCAGUACACCUGACAGCUGCUUUAAUGUCCACACAGUCACAGAGUUAUUAAAAAGGACAAUGUAGCCUAUAGAUUUUAUCAGGGUUCGUAGACAGUCGUUGACAGUCGAGACGGGGUGUCAUGGUGGGUGUGAACAUGAUUGACAGCCACGAGAAUUGUCCAGUCACAUUAGAUAAAAAAAACAACUAUAUUAAAACAAUACCAAUUCGCUGCCAAUAAAAGUGGGAGCGUCUGGGGUACACAGAACUGCACCCCCUGGAAAAAAUGAAGAAAGCAAUUAGACAGCAACCUCAGGUCACCUACUCACCAAAAGUUUGAGGGCUUACAUAAGGUAUCGUUUGGCCGGCGCCCCUCACCCAGGAAGUAUGUGUAUUCAGACAGAAAUCAACCAAAUACCAUUUGAAUCAAUAUUUAAUGCUGCUGACAGGCGCUCACAGACUGAAAACACUUUUAUUUCAUAAUUAUUUGCAUUAUGCAACUAAAUUAUAUUUAACAUGUUUAAGUAGAUUUUCAUCUCUUGAUGUCUACUGGCCAGCCGCCACUGAUUUGCGUUAUGAGUGAGCUUGACAAUGAGCUCAGCUUUUGGAGGCAGUGAAAGCCAGGUUUUAAUGGGAAGACAUGUUUUGUAUGAGAAGAUGCACCUUUGUUUUCUGACAUGCACUCAUGAUCUCGGUACUUGUUUGCUCUCUUUUCUUGUUUUUUUGUUGUAGUUUUUCAGUGGCUUCUUAAGACAUUCCAUUCCUAUUUGUUUGGGCAUUGUUUUUUUAAAUCCUUUUAAAAAUGUUUUAAAAUGUUCUAGUAACGUUAUACUUGGAAAGAAUUUUCUCUUGCACUAAAAUGCAUGUAACCUGGAAAGAACAUGUUGGAGUAAACCUGCAACUAGACAACACGAAGGCCCGCAGCAUCAAGUCCUGACUGUAACCUGGAUGGGAUUGGAAACAAAUAAAAAUAAAAUUGUGGUUCUUAUAAA
Molecule: messenger RNA, 2995 nt
Organism: Lampris incognitus (smalleye Pacific opah)
Lineage: Eukaryota; Metazoa; Chordata; Actinopteri; Lampriformes; Lampridae
Gene: slc3a2a
Product: solute carrier family 3 member 2a
Exons: 11
Coding region: 171-1697 (508 amino acids)
Biological process (GO): carbohydrate metabolic process; amino acid transport
Source: RefSeq, a predicted model, not a curated record